Molecule: messenger RNA, 453 nt
Organism: Physella acuta
Lineage: Eukaryota; Metazoa; Mollusca; Gastropoda; Physidae
Product: methyltransferase-like protein 27
Molecular function (GO): S-adenosylmethionine-dependent methyltransferase activity
Source: RefSeq, a predicted model, not a curated record
AUGAUAAAUGGCUAUCCUACAACAAGGCAGGUGGGAGAAGAGUUGUCUAGGCACGGCUUUGAGAACGUGCACGCGCACGACGGCUCGUGUGCCAUGCUGGACGUCUGCCGCAGGAAGAAGGUCUACUCCAAGUUUAUUUGCAGCGUCAUCAAUGACGACACCGGACUUCCGGUUAAAAACGGCUUCUAUGAUGCUGUUGUUACAUCCGGGGCAGUCCUGGAAAACCAUCUUCCUGUGUCAGCACUUGCAGAAAUUAUACGUGUUACUAAAUCAGGCGGGUUUUGUAUAGUUGCAUACAGCUCGGACGUACUGAGCACCAACUACGGCAAGUCUUGGGAGAAAGAGAUGAGAAGGUUGGAGGAAGACGGACUGUGGUCACGGCACUGUAAGGUCCUGAUACCAAACUUCUACAUCAACACACGGGGGGUCGUGGACGUCUUACAUGUGGCUUAG